AUGUUGGACGACACUGAAGAAGUAGCAGUUAAGAAAACCAAAUCUGAAAGUCCCGCAAUUAGUAAUAAGAAUAUAGAGAAUUCAGAAAUUGAAAGCAAAAAAAGUAAAGGCAAAAAAUUCAAGAAGUCAAAAAAAAAUAAUACAGCUGCAGAAAAAGAAAAUGUAAGUGAUGCUGCUAGUCCUAUAUUAGAUGAAGUGAGCGAAGAUAGUAAUAUUUUGAGAAAUAGUACAGAAAUAGGAGAAUCAAAUCAAGAUAUCAUUGAAUCUAAGGAUACAAAAAACAAGUUAAAAAAGAAGAAGAAUAAAGAACUAAAUAAACUUCUUAAGGCAGAAAAUUUAAAAGCGGAAGAAGGAACAAAAGAAGCAAAACAGAAUUUUGAGAUAUUAACUGAAAACAAAAUUGAGCCAACGGAAAUACAAGCUAGUAAAAAAUCCAAAAAAAAGAAACAUUCAGCAAAGCCUGCCCAAGAUGUAGAGACAAGUGAAGGCGAACCUUCAACCAAGUCACGAAAAAAAGAUAUCAAACCAGAUGUGGUAGCAGAAGGUCUCGGAAACCUCAACAUUGGUGAUAACACGCAUACUUUGACAAAUCUCUUGGAUGAAAUGGCUGUAGUUGAUAAAAAGAAACAAAAGAAAAAUAAACAUAAGCAAAAGAAAGGUAAACAUCCUAGUACCCCUACCACUGAUUUGGAAGGGGGUAAAGAAAAAGAGAAAUGGACAAAAAAAAGAUGGAAUAAAGAAAAAAAACCAAUUAUAAAGAGUGAUAAAGCAUUGUCAUCUGUACUUGUUGAAAACCUUCCAGUCCAUAUCAUGCUUGAUUAUAAAAAGCUAUUAAUAGAACACUUUUCCAAAUGUGGAACUGUUAAAAAAGUUGGCAUUCUUGAGGCAUAUCUCACAGAAAGUCCAAAACCUGUUUUCACCACAACUAUCUCUUUUGAUAGUAAUGAUGCAGCAUUAAAGGCUUUAGAGGAAGAUAACACACCGUUUGAAGGGAACUUUAUACGAGUUAAACAACUCCUACCCCCUAUGGAAACAACCCUAGUGGUGCGUUCUUAUGGAGAUCUGAAUGCACAGACGUUAAGCUCAACCUUCAUGGGCGCCGGCCGCAUCAGAAACAUUCGACAUUUGGUUAAGGGCAAGAAAUCAAUGGCUACAGCAUUCAUAGAAUUUGAUGGACCUCUCGCAUUAGACCGUGCAAUUGAAAUUGCCACAGACGUCAAAAUUGGCGGUAAAAGAAUUUACGUUUCAAGAUUUGAAUUCAGAACUGCAGUAAAACCUAAACAAACAAAAAUGAAUGUGGACGACGAGAAUGACGGAAACAGUGAAAGUUCUAAUGAU
Messenger RNA from Iphiclides podalirius (scarce swallowtail), 1338 nucleotides. The record is from the annotation of a GenBank genome assembly. NCBI's taxonomy places the organism in Eukaryota, Metazoa, Arthropoda, Insecta, Lepidoptera, Papilionidae.